Molecule: messenger RNA, 252 nt
Organism: Symbiodinium sp. CCMP2592
Lineage: Eukaryota; Dinophyceae; Suessiales; Symbiodiniaceae
Source: the annotation of a GenBank genome assembly
AUGGGUUGCACCGCUUUGCGCGCCUCGCCUGUGCAGCUGAUGGAGGGAGAGAGCUGUUCGCAGGAUGCACUGAAGGGUCGCCUGCAAGAGGAGAAGGAGGUUGCUUGGUACUUGCGGGGCACACCGGAUAGGUCGGCUGCAUAUUCCAGGUCCAUGGAAAGACAUGGGCUGGUGUCUUGGCAAUUCUGCUACUGUAGGGGCCGCAAUAAUUUGACUGGGGUUUUCGGGUAUAGUGGGUAUAGUACACCAUAA